Lobosporangium transversale is the source of this 4497-nucleotide messenger RNA. RefSeq lists its product as hypothetical. The transcript has 3 exons. NCBI's taxonomy places the organism in Eukaryota, Fungi, Mortierellomycota, Mortierellomycetes, Mortierellales, Mortierellaceae. The record is from RefSeq and is a predicted model, not a curated record. The coding region runs from base 267 to 4478 and encodes 1403 amino acids.
AAAAAAAAAAAAAAAAAAACCAGGGUAGAGUUUCUUUCCCUGGUCCAUUGUCUGUCCUCAAUUCUUACCGUAACUUUCAUCUCACGGAAUCAUCACUUUUCAUCCUAUCAUCACCAUCCCUGCAGACAAUACACGUUCUGUCUUGUUUUCCGUUCGCACAGGCUUUCCCAAUAACUUUCCAACGGUAGUAAUCAAAAAAAUUUUCAUACCGUAAAAACAAAAAAAACCACAGCAAUAACGAUACCAAAGAUCAAUCAUUAUCGACAAUGGCAUACACACUAUCGUCGUCCUUCACAUAUACGCCCGACGUGGUUGAUUUCGAUGCCAUGAAUAUCACAGAGACAUUUCCAGAAGCAUCCUCCUUCUCUUUCGAGUUGAGUGGAAGUUACAAUCAUAGUUAUUCAGAUUCUAUCUCCGGUAUCCCUUUGGCACAGCAAGCUCUCUGGGAUGAUGGUCAACUGUCUGUUCCUCCGACGGUCGAAUCGAGUCGCAUCUACCAUCCAUCCUCCGGACUUUCCUCACUCAAUAACAGUGCAAAUAAUAGCAUUAACCUCGGAUAUCCAGCAUCUCGACAAUUUCUUGCACCUCCAGCCGUUCAUCAUCCUCGUACAAGAACACAAUUUCAAGGAUCACCUCUCAAAGAUGAAUAUGCAGGUUCCGGUUCGGGUUCUGAUCAGCAAUCGGAAGGGUAUGAUGAUAGUAGUCUUCAAAACAGCUGGGUCGACGAUACAAGAGAUCAUAAUGGAAUUAUGCUUCUGAAUGACAGAGAGCAUAAGGAUGAACAGCACCUACUAUUCCUUCAAGAGAUGGCUUCAGCCAAUCUAAGUCGUGGAGAUAGUAUCUCACUCUUUGCCAAACUUGGCGAUGAAUCUGACUUGAGCUGUGAUCUCUUCAAGGAGGAGCUUAAUGCGGAUGAGGCCAGGGAUCAGUCCAGGAUGCAAUCAGAAAACUCUUUUGGGCCUCCACCAUCUAAUAAUCCAUCAUUACCUGACAGCAUGCCCAAAAAGCCAAUAAUGAACGAGAUUUUCAGCCAAGAGUUCUUGAACUCACUCAAAGCACCACUCGUUCAGCAACCACCUCCGCCAUUAGAGUCCGCCACGAACCAGAAUUUGCUCCAAGGCUUGCACACUAUCGCAGCACCAACUAUGCCAGAUGAUGAUGUUUAUAAGCACGUUCGGGACAACAAUGAGGGCGCUGGAGGUGAACGCAAAGAGAGUAAUGAAGCAUACAAGCGUGCUCUUAAGAGCUUUAUUGAUUCUCUAAAAGUGGCAGAUCCCAUAAAGACUCCACACAAGUUUGCGCCACAACCGCUUCCAAUUCUCUGGAACGAGCCAAAGAUCCGAUCAAGAAAAUUACCUUCAUUCAGCCUUGCAGACUACAAAGAUAUCGCCAAAACUUCGUUAGCGAAGAUGUCCAUGGACACUCUCCCAACAAUUGCCAAGACACCUGCUCCGAGCAAGCAAGAUUCUAUAUCAUCUUCACCUACAAACACUCACUCCAUACCGAAUUCCACAAAUUCCUCCCCGAUUUCGUCUAUUGCUACAUCACCUCCUGUAGAUACCAAACCUAAACUCAUGUCUGCUGCAAAAACAUCAACUAUAAUGAGCGCUCUCUCGAAUUCAGAACAGCAACAACACCAAGAUCAGAGCCAGGAAAGUGAUCAAGAUGUUCAGCAGCCGAGGCAGCAGACACAGGACAAAGAUUAUGCUACUCAACAGAAGCAGGAGCACAAGUCCAACAGUGAUCGCAUCCGCAGGUCUUCAUCAAUCCAAAAUCCUCAUCUAGCCUUCGAUCCCACAAUUCCUCCUUCAGAACGAGUCGAGGAGGCAAAGCCAAUAAAGACACCUUUGGAGCGCCGUUCGAUGGUUCAACCCAUGGCCCGAAACAUGGAUCAUGGGGAAGACAAAGAUGAAGAAAAUAUUGGAUUGAGUACUACUCGACGAUCAGAGCAUAAAGGGUCAUUUGAUGGAUCACAACCAGCAGAUCUUGGCAACUCUCAAGGAUUGGCUAUGCGCAAACGACGCUCUUUACAUCAAGAUUUGUUCAAUCAGGAUAAAAUUCAAAGCAACGGAGAAGACGACGGAUUGGAGCUGCAAAAGGACCAGGGAGGCCCUGAAGAGAAUCCAAAGCCAGAAUCAGUAGCAACACAGAUUCCACAGUACUCCGAUGCUUCUCCAGCUCGCCGAAGCACCAGACCCUUGUCUGUCAAUAUCCUUCCAGAGUCUCUAACCAGCCUGAACAACUAUGCGAUGCACCAAGAGGUAGCACAGCCAGAACGAGCAAGGAAGCUCAUGGAUGAGGAAACAGAAGUGUCGAAGCCUUCAGGAACACAGUCCUUAGGUCGUGCGUCAGGCACCCGUUUAGGUCGCUCUGGUAGUAGCAGUUCGGGAUCGAUGAUGAGCCCUGCAACUCCGACUGCUUCUAAUCCUUAUGGCACGUUAUCGGGACGUACUCUUCGACAGGCAGGUGCAGGCUCUCAGCGACUUAGUUUGACAGGUUUGAGCAGCGUAUAUACUAAUUCGGACGCUCCAGAAGACGGAGGUGAUGAUAACAAGGAUGAUGAAUUGACUGCGCCGUUCCAGUCAUUGACUCUGUCAAAACUACAAACGCCGCCUGGAGCAGCAACAAGAAAUAGUGCUCGAUUUUCACCGCCUUCGAUGCUUCCGGUGCAACAUCGUCGUGGUCUCUCAUCACCAGAUCAGGAAUCCCAAAGGGAGACUAGAUUGCCAAGUCCAAUAGAUCAUUAUGACGAUUAUUAUCGCUCUGAAAGGGAUGAGCAACAGUUUACCAUGCCGCGGGGGCUACAUAGUCGUCAGCCUACUACAGAGCGUAGUAUUCAUGACUGGGAAGAGGACUUGGAUGAACCUUCACAACGCCGAUAUCAGUCCAAAAGUAUGAGAGAGCCAACAUCAGUUCAUCGGUCAUCGCCUGAAUUUCAAAAGGAGCAGCAGCGAUUACGAGUCCAACAACAGGCACGUGAGGAGGUCUAUGGUCGUGGCUAUAGCAAUAACUAUGGAGAUAGUCCUGACUCUGUCGAAGAUUACCAGAUUCGAUAUAGUCGACUUCCUGCUAGUACUAGCAAUAAUAUCAAUAGCGGCGGUCAUAGUAACGGUGCUUACCAACAGCAGCAGCAACACGCGCGCCACGGCCCACUUUCGCCCUCACGGGACUAUUUCUCGUCCACAACGAAAUCAGGAGCUGGCUCAUUGCGAUUUUCACCACCGGUAUCUGCGUCUACAAGAUCCUCUGACCAUUAUAGAAGGCAGAGCAAGGAUGGACAUAGCCUGAUGCCGGCGCCUAGAAUUUCACCACCACUGACAGCAAUGUCCACAGCCCGAUCCAGUACUUUCAACACAUUCAGCAAUCCUGGCAGUAUGGGUAAUAGUGGUAUUGGCAUGGGUAGCAAUACACCAAGAAGGUCACUUUCCAAUGUCGCAGGUGUAGUCAUGCCAACGUCAUCGCCAAUUCGUCGUUUGUCAAAUAAUUCGAGCAAUGGUUCCACAUCAGGAUAUGUUUCAGCACUCCCAAUCAUGGGUUCGGGAUUAUCUUAUGGUGCUAAUAAUAAUGGAUCGCUUCAUGCUCGAUCUGCUUCAUCUGGAUCAGCAACUAUGAGUCAAAGAACGAGCCUUUAUGCACCCACCAAUAUAGGAUCAGGAGCCACUGCAGGGACCAUGGGGGGUGCAGGAUUAGGAAUAGGGAUGGGAGCUGGACCGCGAGGAGUCCAAACAUUGACGGACGGAGUGCAAUCCUCAGUUAAUCUAAGGAGAUCUUCAUCCACUCUGAUUCCAUCUACGAGGCGUACUUCCGGACCUUAUUCAUCUACAUCCAAUGUCACAAUCCCGACUCCCAUGACUUCCGGAAUUCGUGGACCGAGCCGUAGUAGUGCCGGCGGUAUACCCGGUCCAAUUCCAUCGUCGUCAUCAUCUUCCGAGUAUGCUCGUGUAUAUGUCUCUCCACGUUCGAGUAUAAGUGGCGCCAGUGGUGGGUAUGGCGCAGGUUCUGGUGCAGGUUCUAGUGGAUUUAGAACAUCGCAGUUGAUGAAUGACGAUGGCUAUUCGUACAAGCUAGAGGCGCCGAUGCGCCAUUCAUCAUUGGGAGUGGCAUCUGGGAACGCAGUGUUCAACAGCAAUAGCAAUAUUAGCGGCUUGAACAGAAGCAACACAAUGAAUGCUCGCGGUAGUUAUGGUGGCAUGAGCAAUAGUGCAAGCACCAGUAUGUUGGUCCAACCAUCUUCAUCAACCUCCGCGUCGAUCGUGCCAUCACCCUCACAAAUUCGACGGACGUCGUCUAUCCCAUCUGGUGGAAGUGGGGGCAGUAGUGGGAUAGCAAGCUAUGGUGGCCAUGGUAUUGGGAGCAGUGGAUCCAUGACUCUUGGAAGAAGCAGUGGAAUGGCAGCUCAUCGACAAUAUCAAUCUUCACACCAAUAUCAGCAGCCUCUUCAGUCAUACCAACGUACAUCCAUGUAUGCAUAUCAUUAGAAGCAACUACGUCUAUAUG